AUGACGAAGCAAGAGAUCCUCAUGGUUUCGUGGCCAGCCAUCGGGCACGCGCGGCCGAUGCUCGACUUUGGGCUGUCGCUGCUGAGCGACUACCCGAGCGUGGAGCUGACGUUCAUCUGUUCCGAGCAUCAGAUUGCCUCUCUGCGCAAGCUCGACGGACGGGCGGGCACGCACCCGCGUCUGCAUCUGCGCGGCAUCGAGGUCGCCUACCAGACUCCCACCGAGGGCGGGGGCAGCGAGGUGGAGCCCGAGGUGAUCCUAACGAUGCAGGCCGCGCACGCACUCUCGACCCAGUUCCCCGCCCUCUACUCGUCCCUCCCGCACCCACCCUCGCUGGUGAUCUGCAACUGGAUGAUCCAGCGCGUCGCCGAUGUUGUGCGCACCUCGACGCCCCAGACGAAGCUCAUGGCCUUCUUCGACAACGCCGCCACCUUUGUUACGCGCAUGCUCGGCCCCGUCGACAUCGGCGGGUACGGCGGCGUGCAGCAGCUAUGGCUGCGCCAUUGCGAAGAGAACCCGCACGUCGACCGCGAUGACCUCCAGCUCAAGGAGAAGCUUCUUGGCCGUCGAUCCGAGGGCACCUUUCAGAUUCCCGGAUCGGGCAUCGACAGGAUGAACGACCGCGAGAUGUCGCCCCAGGCAAAGGACUAUCUGCUCAAGGUGCCCAUCACGCCGCCGCUCGUCGAGAUCCAGCGCCUGGUGGAGCUGAGCGACGCCAUCCUCAUCAACACGCACGAGAGCGUCGAGGGCAACGUGCUCGCGUACCUGCGCAGCGUCAUCAACAAGGAAAUCUACGCCAUCGGCAGCGUCAUGUUCCGCAGCCUCUUCGAGGUGGGCAAGACGGUCCGUGCCGCCGCCGCCAAGGCCUCGAGCACGAUUGAAGCAAAGAAUGCCGGCAAUGGGGCCGACGCCGACGACGACGACGUGAUGCAGUUCCUGCACAGCCAGCCGCGCGGGUCGGUGCUCUACAUUUCGUUCGGAACCAUGUUCCGGCCCACACCGGCGCAGCUCGUCAAGAUGCUCGAGAUCCUGGUCGAAGAGGCGCCGGACCUCUCGUUUGUCUGGACGCUCGGGAGCGGCAAGGACCUGAUCGCGUCGUGCCCGCCCGACGAGAGGCAGCGGGUGCGCGAUCUGCAGUCGAAGCUGCUGCGCUCCGGGCGCGGCCGGCUGGUCGACUGGGCCGAUCAGCACGCCAUCCUUCAGCACCCCGCGACCGGAUUCUUCCUCAGCCACGGCGGCUGGAACAGCUGCCAGGAGUCGCUGCUGGCGGGCAAGCCGCUGCUCGUCUUUCCCUUUUUCGGCGACCAGCUCUUUGACGCCUACCUGCUCAAGAGCCGCGGCGUCGCGUAUCACAUCCAGUCGAGCCGUUUCGACUCGCCCGAGGCGUUCCUCGAGAGCUACCGGUACGCGCUCGGGCUGUGCGGUGCGGGCAACGAGGACGGAGAGAGGCUCAAGCGCAACGCCGAGGCGAUGCUGGAGCGCAUCCUGCACGAGAGGGACGAGGUGGUGCGCGAGAGCGAAAAGAGGCAGCAGGCGGUCUGGAGGAGCCUGUUUGUCGAUGCGGGCGAGGAGAGGGUGAUGGAGGCCGUCGGCGGCGAGCGCUCCAUCAAGGCGUGA
This is a messenger RNA of Pseudozyma flocculosa PF-1, 1617 nucleotides long. RefSeq names its product udp-glycosyltransferase (gene fgt1). The transcript is spliced from 2 exons. Lineage: Eukaryota; Fungi; Basidiomycota; Ustilaginomycetes; Ustilaginales; Ustilaginaceae. The record is from RefSeq and is a predicted model, not a curated record. The coding region runs from base 1 to 1617 and encodes 538 amino acids. Gene Ontology annotation, molecular function: UDP-glycosyltransferase activity.